This is a messenger RNA of Diceros bicornis minor, 1288 nucleotides long. It is a transcript of the gene CD27, whose product is annotated as CD27 molecule. Gene Ontology annotation, molecular function: transmembrane signaling receptor activity; protein binding. The coding region runs from base 1 to 876 and encodes 291 amino acids. The transcript has 7 exons. Lineage: Eukaryota; Metazoa; Chordata; Mammalia; Perissodactyla; Rhinocerotidae. The record is from RefSeq and is a predicted model, not a curated record. Gene Ontology annotation, biological process: positive regulation of T cell differentiation; positive regulation of B cell differentiation; negative regulation of apoptotic process. Gene Ontology annotation, cellular component: external side of plasma membrane.
AUGGCCCGGCCACCGCCCUGCUGGCUGUGGGUUCUGGGGACCCUGGUGGGGCUCUCAGCUACCCCAGCCCCCAAGAGCUGUCCAGAGAGGCACUACCGGGCUCCGGGAGAACUGUGCUGCCCAAUGUGUGAGCCAGGAACGUUCCUCGUGAAGAACUGUGACCAACACAGAAAGGCUACUCAGUGUCAUCCGUGUACACCAGGGGUCUCCUUCUCACCAGACCACCACGCCCGGCCCCACUGUGAGAGCUGUCGGCACUGUCACUCUGGUGAGAAAAUUAUGUCCCAGUAUACUAGAGUAGCAGACUUUAAAAUGGCCCCUUUGAACAAAUGUUCUCCAGCAGGACACUUUCUGUCCCCAGGUCUUCUCAUUCGAAACUGCACCCUCAGCACCAACGCCGAGUGUGCCUGCCCCAAGGGCUGGCAGUGCAAAGACAAGGAGUGUACCGAGUGUGAUCCUCCUGCAAACCCCUCGCUGACCCCUCGUCCAUCUCAGGGCCCAAGCCCACACCCACAACCCACCCACUUACCUUACGCCAAAAAGAUGCCAGAGGCCAGAACUGUUCGGCAUGUGCAGACUCUGGCUGACUUCAGGCAGCUGACUGCCCCAGCUCUCUCCACCCACUGGCCACCCCAAAGGUCUCUGUGCAACUCAGAAUGCAUCCGCAUCUUUGUGAUCUUCUCUGGAAUGUUUCUUGCUUUCACCGUGGUCGGAGCCCUGUUCCUCUAUCAACAAAGAAAAUACCGACUAAACAAAGGAGAAAGUCCAGUGGCGCCUGCAGAGCCUCUUCCUUACAGCUGCCCCAGGGAGGAAGAGGGCGGCGCCUUCCCCAUCCAGGAGGAUUACCGAAAACCAGAGCCAGCUUCCUACGCCUGAGAAAGCAAGCGCUCGGAGAAGUAGGGGGUCAUCACUGCAACAAAGCCUUAGCCUCCACCCCACCCCACUGGCCAUCCGGGGAAAUGAGACCGGACCCUUUCCUGUGUGCAGACUUGAGAAAGUGCCUCUCUGAGAUGGGCGACGAUGAGGACACAUGGGAACGAGGUGGAGGGUGGGAAGCAGGAGGCCGAGUGUGUCCUGGCCGACCCGGCUUCACCCCCGUGCCCCAGGAGGGCUGGGGCUCUAGUUGGAAAACACACUUCCGCCUAUGAAAGCCCCGCGUACUGUCUCGCUGACCUAGAAACUCGGCAAAAUAAAGUGACAGACUGCCACACACUGCAGCUCUCCAGCUCGCUCUCUGAAAUCCCAACCUCAGCACGCAGGCCACGCCCAGCCUCAUCUCACCAUCAGG